UGUGCCUGUGACAGGUGCUCAGCAGAGGAUCACCCGUGGUUUCUGAAACGCUUUAACAAAUCAGUUAAUCCCUUUUUGACAAGAGAGAACAACCUUUCAGCAGAAGUCUAUGACUGGUGGAAGAAUUUACAGUCAGAUAAAAGCAACUUAUCAACAUACACAAAAUUAGUGGAGGAGGUGUUUGACUUCUUCCCCAUCGGUUACAGCCUUGUGGACCGCCCGUCCGAUCGCUGCAGGGCUUGUGCUGUGGUAGGGAACUCUGGAAACCUGAGGGGCUCCCACUAUGGAUCUCUGAUUGACAUUCAUGAUGUCGUCAUCAGAAUGAACGGCGCUCGCACCGAAGGAUUCGAGGCUGAUGUGGGGAGCAGAACAACGCUUCACAUCAUGUAUCCAGAGAGUGCCGUGGAUCUGGCCGACACGACCCAUCUGGUGCUGUUUCCGUACAAGACGCUGGAUAUCCGAUGGCUCAUCAGUGCCUUCACCACGGGAUCUAUUCGGUCAAACACCCGACGGAUCAACGCCAACAAAAAUUUGGUCAUGGUUCUCAACCCAGCGUUUAUGAAAUACGUUUAUGAAAACUGGCUGGAAAGGAAAGGCCGAUAUCCAUCCACCGGCUUUCUGGCAUUGAUGCUCGGCCUACACAUUUGUGACGAGGUCAGUGUGUUCGGCUACGGAGCAGACAAGGAUGGAAACUGGAACCACUAUUGGGAAGAACUGAGAAACAAACACCUGGGAAGUGGCGUGCAUGGUGGGAAGUCCGAGUAUAAUCUUAUUCAGCUACUGUUUGAGCAACAGAAACUCGAAUACUUCAGAGGGCAUUGACGUGUUUCUCUCACACCUCUCAUGGUUACAACGUUUUAAUUUCACACACCUCAACCUACUUCUGAGUGGGACUGGAGAAAGUAAAUCUCCUCAUAACAGGAAAUAUUGAAGGCAUAGGAGGAAAUAUUGAAGGCAUAAGAGGUAAUAUUGAAGGUAUAGGAGGAAAUAUUGAAGCCAUAAGAGAAAAAUAUCGAAGGCAUAAGAGGAAAUAUUGAAGGUAUAGGAGGAAAUAUUGAAGGCAUAAGAGGUAAUAUUGAAGGCAU
Lampris incognitus (smalleye Pacific opah) is the source of this 1085-nucleotide messenger RNA. Its product is annotated as CMP-N-acetylneuraminate-beta-galactosamide-alpha-2,3-sialyltransferase 1-like. The record is from RefSeq and is a predicted model, not a curated record. The annotation marks the transcript as partial. Gene Ontology annotation, molecular function: beta-galactoside (CMP) alpha-2,3-sialyltransferase activity. Lineage: Eukaryota; Metazoa; Chordata; Actinopteri; Lampriformes; Lampridae. The transcript is spliced from 7 exons.